Penicillium pulvis is the source of this 438-nucleotide messenger RNA. RefSeq lists its product as uncharacterized. The transcript is spliced from 2 exons. Bases 1 to 438 code for a protein of 145 amino acids. NCBI's taxonomy places the organism in Eukaryota, Fungi, Ascomycota, Eurotiomycetes, Eurotiales, Aspergillaceae. Gene Ontology annotation, biological process: RNA processing. Gene Ontology annotation, molecular function: ribonuclease III activity. The record is from RefSeq and is a predicted model, not a curated record.
AUGCCUACGGCUGAGCGUAUUCGCGCCGUGGAAGCCAUUUUAGGAUACGAGUUCAACGAUAAGGCUCUUCUGAGGAAGGCACUCGAGGCUGCUGGAGCCACAAUGGCCAGAGAGGGCAAUAAGCCGCUUGCCCUUAUCGGUGAUGCUAUCCUGAGGCUUGUUCUUUAUGAAUUGCAUUAUGAAGAUGAAGCAUCCAUCCACAUCAUGACCAAGGCCCAAAACACGCGGGCCACAAAUGAAAAUCUGGCCCAAAUUGGGUUCUCGCUGGGCAUAGAUGCCUACAUACAGCUAAACCCUUCGUCCCAGGGCGUUGUUAACGAGCGGCUGAUGGCCACCACCAUGGAGGCCAUCAUGGGUGCUGUAUAUCUUGAUAGUGGUAAGAAUGCGAUGACCACGCGUCUUGUGGUCAUUCGCCUGCGCGUCUUAGGGACGCUCUAG